UCCACCUCAAGUGAAUAUGAACACUUCUACCGGUACACCUCGGGGCGGUGGAUACACAACGAGGAAGCCCAACUAGCUGCCAGGUACACCAGGUUCAACGUUGACGCUCUCAAGAGCAUCGCUGUCUCUGCUGGGCAUGCGGACUCUGUUACGCGUAUCGUCAAACUGGCAGAAGGGGCAUACAACAAGGUCUUCCUGCUAACACUCGACAACUCAAGAGAGAUCAUUGCGCGCAUCAAAAACGCCGCAUGCGGGCCC
This is a messenger RNA of Gloeophyllum trabeum ATCC 11539, 258 nucleotides long. RefSeq lists its product as uncharacterized. Gene Ontology annotation, cellular component: mitochondrion. The transcript has a single exon. The record is from RefSeq and is a predicted model, not a curated record. NCBI's taxonomy places the organism in Eukaryota, Fungi, Basidiomycota, Agaricomycetes, Gloeophyllales, Gloeophyllaceae. The annotation marks the transcript as partial.